AUGGGGUGCCUUUUCCUGAGAAUUUUUUUUUGGCAUCUCUUCAUCUUCCUUUUUGCUACUUCUUCACUCAGCCUAGAACUCACAGAAAAAUUAGCUGAAGAGCCAGAAAGCUACAGUGAUGCUGUUCCUCCGCUAUGGCAUUCUGCACCUGGAAAUUUAGAUGAAUACCCAGUAAAUGGCAACAACAUAUUAAUCAACCCGUGGAGCUACCCGCAGAGAUUAGGACUAUACAAAAUCUUGCUUAAAGCCACAUCUAACUUUUUCACUCCUCCUGGACCAAAUGAUGCUGACAGCAAUGUCCCAGGAAGAUUGCCCCAGCAGCAUGGUGUGCAAUACAUUUCGAACAAAAAUAUCCUAUGGGGACUGGCCUUACAGCAUGGCUGGCAAUACUCUACAGGCAGACUAGAAGAUCCAACCAACAUCACAAGAUGCGGCAAGAAAGAUGGAGAUAAUCUGUGCAUAUCAGAGCGCAGCUGGUGGGCGUGUAUGAAUUACUACCUAGCAAUUGUACCCUUUCUGGGAGCACUGGAAAGUGGCAUUUUUGGAGACUUGGCAGACAAGGUAGAAAUACUACCACCGGAUGAGAAAAGAGCUGACUUCUGUCACAGUGUUGCAGAAUGCAAUGCCCAGGCACCAAAAGCCAUGGCUGGCUGGAGAGAUUUCUUCAAGUAUCUCUCAUCCACUGCACUGAGCUCUGAAGUGCCUGAAGCACAAGAAGCAGCACUGAACUACAUGUGGAAAGCUCACGUUCAUAGCCUGGCUUAUGGAAGGCGAAAGUUUAAAAACCGAUUGCCAUACCUUAGUGGUCCUGAAAGCAAUUUUGGGGAGGACUGGGCGGCUACUGUUGAUUUCAUUGCAGCUACACAUUUCCAUACAGACCAGGAGACCACCAAUCGUUUGCAGACUGGCUUACCGCCAAGAAUGCUUUUGGAAGGAGAGAAAGCCCCUUUCAUUGCAGACUUCACACCUGAGCAGAAUAAAGUGCUGUUUCUACUUGGUGCUCUGAGUAGAACCAAUGAGAAAACAGGAAACCUUUUGCUGCUAAUUUGGAAGGCUGCCAUGGCUACCGAAGGAGGAAGAGAAAUUGGCCGCAAUCUUAUUGAAAGUGUGAUUUAGAGAAACUUGUCUCUGGAAACACACAGCUCAACAAAGGGGGCGGGGAUAAUUCCUUUAAUUAUCUGCUUAGUAGUGAAUCAACAUUUGCUAGUUGAAUGAAUUUCUUAGCAAUUCACCAGUCUUAGGCUUAUCUAUAUGGGAUUAAGGUUGCAACCCUAUUUACACUUACCUGGCACUUCAUUCUGAGUAGACCUAUACACAGUGACUUCUUAAAUGCCAUAAACCAGGCUUCCUCAAACUCGGCCCUCCAGAUGUUUUUGGC
Podarcis muralis (Common wall lizard) is the source of this 1378-nucleotide messenger RNA. It is a transcript of the gene C3H6orf58, whose product is annotated as chromosome 3 C6orf58 homolog. The record is from RefSeq and is a predicted model, not a curated record. Lineage: Eukaryota; Metazoa; Chordata; Lepidosauria; Squamata; Lacertidae.